Messenger RNA from Folsomia candida, 1727 nucleotides. RefSeq lists its product as uncharacterized. Lineage: Eukaryota; Metazoa; Arthropoda; Collembola; Entomobryomorpha; Isotomidae. Bases 1231 to 1605 code for a protein of 124 amino acids. The record is from RefSeq and is a predicted model, not a curated record. The transcript is spliced from 5 exons.
ACCUUAAAAUACAAUCGUAGAUUAGAUUGUGAUUGUGAUUCUAGGCUACAAUGAUUUUUUUACAAUUGCUCAAUGAGGGUAUUCAUUAUUGCUUAAGGAUUCUUCGCAUCCUAAAUUAAGCUGCACCGUUUACAAAUUUUUGGUUCUGCGGUACAAUUUUGUCAUUGAAAAUCACGUUACUGAGGUUACGAGGUUGAUGAAAUUUUACCCCUUGUUAAUGUAUGUACAUAUUCUUCGUAAACUAUUUUACGAUACUAAGGCUACGAAGAAAUAAUGAGUACCCUGAAUAUUUUUUGAGAAGUUUAACGGAAUAUAUUUAAGAAUGAUUUCGACAUGUGAAAACUUGAGCGUUUAAAUAGUAAAACGUUAUUUUUGACAUGUAUGGAUUGUCGAUUUCGUACGUUGAUCGAAAGUUAGUGUGGCAUCUGGAUGAUGACGCCUUGCAUGAUUGAAAUGCUACACUCUAAGAAAUCAGGUGAUAAGAAUGACUCUAGUGAUGGGGGUUUGUUUGGGUUGGUGGUGAUGUACUUCCGUCUGGUGAUUGAGUAUCACCGAGCUCGUGGUGGGUUAUUUCCAUGCAGUGACCAAGCUGUCCGUGAGCGUGGUGUGCAUGUGAUUACCAUUCUGGUAAAGUGAAAUAUGUAGUCACCAGCCGGUGAUAAAAUUUCUUACAGUAUUUACGUAUAUUUAUGCACGGAGCGAUCCAAAACCGACCGAAUUUUUGUAUGCUUCGUGUAAACGGAAAAGAUCGAGAGCGGAUAUAAAUAGCUUUUAGUGCUAACUUUUCUUCUCCCGUGUUGAGGGGGCCGUUCAAAUGGAACGUCAUGAAUUUAGUUCAUUUGGGUCCUUUAAAUAUGGUGGCAAUUAAAUACAUGCAUGUGUCCUAAGUGACUGAAGAGUUACAUAUCUGCUGACGACAUAAAUAAUGAAGUUACUCAUGAACGGUCCCCUGCACACAGAUUGCAUGAUGCAAUUCUUUCACUUAUGUAUCUGCUACUGUUUCACAGCAAAGAUCAGUUUCGUCAGUGAUUUCGUGUUCCAAGUUACGAGUUUAACAAAAUUAAAUAAGAUGUAAUUGUGCAGUUGGGCGUGGCGGAGGGGAGGCAGUGGCGGGGCCAGUAGUGGGCACAAGUGGGCCCGUGCCCACGCGAAAUUUUGUGCCCCUUUACACUAGAUAUUAUUGAACUUUUCUGAAAGCCUAAUAAAAUUAUAAUAAUCGAGAUUGAAAAAAUGAGCUAUCGUAUGACCGUGUACGAUUUUUUUGACGCCCACAGGAAUUUUUCACCCAGGACAGUUUGGAGGUCUAAAAUCGUGACCGUGGCGAAAUUCAAACAAUUGAAAUAUACAAAGGUUGUUGUGAUGCUGAAAUUUGAAACUUGCUGCUUAUGUGCAUAUGUAAAUCGUACCCAUCGUCCGUUAAAUUGUUUGAUUAAUCAGAUACGGCAAUGGUCAAGAAAUUGGGGAUUUUUACCGAUAAUUCGUGGGCGACUGAUCCUGAGUCUAACUAACAGGCCUAGGGAUACAUUGGAGGAAAACAGAUAUGAUCAUGCAACGACGGAAAUUUCACGUCUGGAAACAUUCGAAGCAGAAUUUGAAGGUGUCUAACAAGUUCGCAGUUAAUACCAUGCUCUUCCACAAGUGACACAAAAGAUAGACAAUUUAACAAACUAGUUAUAUACUCUAAACAACUAUAGCUACUAACCAACAACGAGUCAUUUAUAGUAAAA